AUGGAUGAUGGUGAACCGAGGGCAGCGCCAAACGAAAGGUUUGAAGCUCUGAAAAGAAGAGCCGUUCCACCAGAUUACCAAAAAGAGCUCGGAGAUGAUGAUCUGCACAAAAUUAUGGAUAGUGAUCUAUAUGAACCCACGGAAAAAGGGGACGUCGAGAAAUUCAUCCAUGAGUUACAAAAGGUUAUUGAGUCGAGGAAACUAGCUUUGUCGCUAAUCCUCAACCAUGUCACCCCCUCCGGGAAUUCAUUGCUUCAUGUAGCAGCAAGCUCUGGGAACAAUGAUGUCAUGGAGCUCAUUCUCCUUCAUUUUCCUAACACCAUGGCCCAGAAAAACUACUCGGAGGAUACUUCGCUCCAUGUCGCCGUUCAAGAUCAAAGGCUCAACGAAACAGAAAAGCUAAUUGGCCGAACAAGAGACUGGGAAAUUAUAUAUUGGAAGAACAAGGAUGGUAAAUCUUCAUUAAAUCUGGCAAUUGAAAAGUGCAAGUAUUUGGAUUGGGCAGAUCGCCAGGGGGCGGGUUGGGAGAUUUUUCAGCUUCUCUCGCAGGAAUUUGCUCGAGAUGAAGCUUACGCAGACAAGAUACAGUGCACGUCACCAGUUUUGGCUGCACUUGAGGAAUGGGGGGAAGGUAUGUUGAAAGAAAUUAUAGAUCGGCUUCCGAAGUUACUCCACGUGCGUGAUGAAAAGGGAAGGACACCACUGCACGUUGUAGCAUCGGGUAGAUAUUUUUCGGCAGUGAAGCUCCUGCUGGAGAAAUGCCCUCAUCUCGCCCUUCAAACGGACGAAAACGGCUCCUACCCGAUUCACAUCGCUUGCGAAGGGUGGAGCUACUCCGUGCUCUCCGAAUCAAUAAAAGUCACGUGGUCCGACCUGGCAGAGAUCAAAAACAAAAACGGUCAGAAUAUUCUGCACGUUGCAGCCAAGGCCGGGAACGACCUCGUGGUCUACUGGAUAUUUAAAUUAUGCAGCGAGCCCGAUAUCACCAAGAAGCUAAUGAAUUCGAAAGAUGUCGAUGGAAACACGCCCCUCCAUUUGGCAUCGAUGCACAACCAUUGUGAAGUUAUGCGCUUUUUGACGAAGGACAAAAGAAUUGACUCGUGCCUUCGGAACAAUGAUGGGUUGACCGCGCUGGAUGUGGCCAUGGAAUCCAGAAGCUUGUCGACGAGAAAUCCAGCGUUGGUAGGAUGUGCGAUUUUGAUUGUCGCUGGUGUGCCACGAAGCAAAGGUCAAGACGUUCUGUUGCCAAGAGAACAAGGUUCUGGAUCGAGCAAAUCAUCUCCUGCCAAAUGGAUCAAGGACCAGGUCGAUACAUUAAUGCUGGUGGCCACGCUUGUGGCCUCCAUCACGUUCGCUGUGGGCUUAACCUUGCCCUGUGGAUAUAAUGCUUCCGGUGAUCCGCACCCGGGAACGACAACCAUGCUUUACCAUGGAGCAUUUCAGGUUUUCGUAAUUGCCAACAUGUUCGCCACGUACAACUCCAUUCUUGUAGUUGUAGUCCUCCUCUGGAGUCCCAGCAAGGAUUUUUAUGUUGCAGAAUUGGCUUACCACUUAGCCGGGCCAUUAUUGUCAAUGGCUUUCACUGGCAUGUCAGUGGCUUUUUUGCAGCCAUAA
Messenger RNA from Eucalyptus grandis, 1614 nucleotides. RefSeq names its product protein ACCELERATED CELL DEATH 6. The transcript is spliced from 3 exons. NCBI's taxonomy places the organism in Eukaryota, Viridiplantae, Streptophyta, Magnoliopsida, Myrtales, Myrtaceae. Gene Ontology annotation, cellular component: plasma membrane. Gene Ontology annotation, molecular function: protein phosphatase 1 binding; protein phosphatase regulator activity. The record is from RefSeq and is a predicted model, not a curated record. Bases 1 to 1614 code for a protein of 537 amino acids.